Messenger RNA from Clunio marinus, 204 nucleotides. NCBI's taxonomy places the organism in Eukaryota, Metazoa, Arthropoda, Insecta, Diptera, Chironomidae. The record is from the annotation of a GenBank genome assembly.
AUGGUACCUAACGAUGAGCAAAAUGUUUUUAUUUACAGAAAUAUUUGGAAGAUAAAUGGAAAUGCUGAAACAGACCAAAAGCACGAGCAAUCGGUUGGAAAAACAAAAAUUCGACAUUGCUCCGGGGUAAGGGAACCUGAAAUUCUAAGCAUUUUUAUCUAUGGAAAUGGUGUAGAAGCAUGGAAAACAACAUUAAAUUAUUAA